Molecule: messenger RNA, 2627 nt
Organism: Puntigrus tetrazona (Sumatra barb)
Lineage: Eukaryota; Metazoa; Chordata; Actinopteri; Cypriniformes; Cyprinidae
Product: BTG3 associated nuclear protein
Exons: 13
Coding region: 211-1746 (511 amino acids)
Biological process (GO): negative regulation of protein catabolic process; protein localization to nucleus
Molecular function (GO): DNA binding
Source: RefSeq, a predicted model, not a curated record
CUCUGCCAGCUUCCUUUGCGCAUGCGCGGUGAGAGCGGCGCGCGGCGCUCAAUGCCCAGGCUUUCUCUCGCGAGGAAGGACGCCAUUAUCGGAAUCCUCACAAACAACACGAGAAUUCAUCAUUCACACGCGUAGGUUUUAACAAUAUCCCCGGUUGAUGUGACACAAGCAGUUAUUUAUCGACGGCCUCUUUCUGAAGCGCAGGACUGAAUGAUGUCCGAGCAGGAUUUGGUGGAGAUAGUUCAGAUCGCUGUGGCAGAUUUAAAUCAUGAAGGACAUCAAACAGAUGUCCUGGAGAACAAUGAAGACGCCGAUCAACCGGGCAGGAAACGAGCGAGGCUGGACAUCAGCCAAGAGGCCUCUGUUAAGUCGAUGCUGGUGUCCAUCAGUCAGGCCAUCUGCCAGCGGCUGGACAGCAUGGAGGCCAAGCUGCAGGUCCUCGAGGCCACCUGCCGAGGUUUAGUGGAGAAGCUGGACACAGCGAUGGGCAAAAACCAGUCCACCAUCCAGGUGCCCAUGGUGUCGGGGUCCCCGUUCGGAGCCACUCAGACCUGCGACAAAGUGCGCUGUGUUGUUCCUCAGACAAACGUUAUCAUGAGUGGAGACCGGCCGAAGACACGGGAAGAGACGUCACCUCGCGCCUCAGACUCUUUAGAGAACCUGCUCAGCAAUACUGUUGGGCGAGGACGACAGAAGACGAUCGUGCUGAAGGUUCCCAUCCAUGAAGAGGUUCAGGAGGAUCAGGAGAGCGGCUCUGAGACGAGCGACUCGGUGUCCAACAGCGGCCAGCCUCUGUCCCAGAACACCAACAACGUGACGCUCAUCACUCUCAACUCAGAGGAGGACUACCCGGCAGGAACGUGGCUGGGUGACGAGAACAACCCCGAGAUGCGUGUUCGUUCUCCGGUGUCUCCGGCUGACAUGCUGCACAUCAGCACUAACUGUCGCACGGCCGAGAAGAUGGCCCUGACGCUGCUGGACUACCUCUUCCACCGCGAGGUGCAGGCCGUCUCCAACCUCUCCGGACAGGGCAAGCACGGCAAGAAGCAGCUGGACCCGCUCAUGAUCUAUGGCAUCCGAUGUCACCUGUUCCACAAGUUCGCUAUUUCCGAAUCCGACUGGUAUCGCAUCAAGCAGAGCAUCGACUCCAAGUGUCGCACAGCUUGGCGCCGGAAGCAGCGAGGACAGAGUUUGGCGGUUAAGAGUUUCUCACGACGAACCCCCGCCUCGCAAAGCGGCUCAGAUGGAGUCUCAGCCGCAGAGACGUCAGCCAUUGAGACUUCUACCCAGCAGGCCUUGCACUACGCUCUGGCCGGAGCAGCACAGCAAGUCCAGAUCCACCGUAUAGGAGAAGACGGACAGGUGCAAGUUAUACCACAGGGACACCUCCACAUAGCUCAGGUGCCACAGGGCGAACAGGUGCAGAUCACACAGGACAGCGAGGGCAACCUACAGAUCCACCAAGUGCAUGUCGGGCAAGACGGCCAGGUAAAUGUUCUAAGAGGGCCGCAGCUGAUCGCAGUGGCGUCGACCGACGGGACCGGCGGGGUUGACGCCUCUCCACUCCAGGGUAACGAUAUUCAGGUGCAAUACGUCCAGCUGGGAACGGUGACCGACCACACCGGCGCAGUACAAGCUGAAGCUCUGACUCCAGCUCUGCAGACGGAGAUGGACGUGAAGGAAGCCAUUCAGCUCCAGCAAGCCGAGAACGGAGAGGUGGUUCAGAUCCAGAUGCCAGGCACUUGAGACGCUCAUGCUAACUCCUCAUGUGUGUGUAAACAAAGAUAUUCGGCUAAAGCGUCAAGGAGAGGGCGAACCCGAGGAGCGUGGCCACUCAACCUCACAUUAUCUAAAAAACCACCGCCUUCACUCAGCAAUUUUUGACCGCUUCCAACGAAAACAAAUACAAUUUGUUGUAACAUGUCAGCUUGUAUGGAAACUGCUGGACCGUCCCACCAAAACCAGUCACGGCGUCCAGUCUGCUUAGCAAUGUAUAAGCAAUGAACAAAAAAAGAAAAGAACAGAAGGCUUUCUCCUCUCCGGUCUGUCUGAAGUACCUCAUACACAAGGAUCAAGCAUGUUUAACUGGACAUACGAGCAGACGGCCGAGUUACUGAGUUUAAACCGGUCACAAGUGUCAUUUUUAAUACGUAACACUUUGUAGACUUUUGCUUAUAUGAUAUUUCAAAAAAGCAGCGGUGUAAAAUGUGAUAUAAUCCAAGAUUUUUCCGUUUUGCGACCCUUUUGUGAAGUUUGCGAGCGUGUGUGUGUGUGUGUGUGUGUGUGUGUGUGUGUGUGUGCGUGUGUUUGUAUUGGUGAAGAUCUGGGGGUUUAUUUGAGGGCCGCCUGUCUUCAUUCAUCAAUUAUCAAUUUGUUUUCAUAAUGGUUAGUCUAAAUAUUUUUUGUUUCAUAUAACAUUAUUGUACAGAAAAAAAAAAUAAACUACUGAAAGUUUUGUGGAGCUUUUGUAGAGCAGUUUACGAAAACACAGGAAGAAGACGACAGUGAACUGUGUUAAUGUAUAUGAAAUAUGUUCUUUUUCAUAUAUAUAUAUAUAUAUAAUAUAUAUACAUAUAUUUGUGUAUGAAGGAUUUGUUCAAACUGAAUAAAUUACCUUUGUUUUGAAA